Molecule: messenger RNA, 2969 nt
Organism: Vombatus ursinus (common wombat)
Lineage: Eukaryota; Metazoa; Chordata; Mammalia; Diprotodontia; Vombatidae
Gene: FZD6
Product: frizzled class receptor 6
Exons: 7
Coding region: 243-2381 (712 amino acids)
Biological process (GO): non-canonical Wnt signaling pathway; canonical Wnt signaling pathway
Cellular component (GO): plasma membrane
Molecular function (GO): Wnt receptor activity; Wnt-protein binding
Source: RefSeq, a predicted model, not a curated record
CCCGAGGGGAGGGAGGCGGCAGCGGCGACGACGGAGGCGGCAAUAGCGGCGCUGGCGCUCGGGCCACUCAGGAGUUCCCCCACAGUUGACAAUAAAGAAGUAAAUUUCAGUAAAACAACGUCCUAGAGGAUGGUAAAAUAAUGAGAAGAGCAAUUUGAGUAACCUUUUGGUGAUGUUGCCUAAGAGGGUGGAAAUAGCUGCAUUCCAGACCAUGUGGUGAUGAAAUCAGGAAUUGGAAGAAAAUGGAAACAGUACUGUUUUUUGUGAUGUGCAUAACGUUGCCCCUCAUAAGAGGGCACAGUUUCUUUACCUGUGAACCAAUUACUGUUCCCAAAUGUGUGAAAAUGACCUACAAUAUGACAUUUUUCCCUAAUUUGAUGGGACAUUAUGACCAGUCUAUUGCUGCACUAGAAAUGGAGCCUUUUCUCCCUCUAGCAAAUCUGCACUGUUCACCAGAUGUUGACACUUUCCUCUGCAAUGCUUUUGUGCCAGCCUGCACUGAGCAAAUUCAUGUGGUUCCUCCUUGUCGAAAAUUUUGUGAGAGAGUAUACUCUGAUUGUAAAUAUCUAAUUGACACUUUUGGGAUCACGUGGCCAGAGGAGCUUGAAUGCAGCAGGUUGCAGUAUUGUGAUGAGACUGCUCCAGUCGCUUCUGACCUCACCACCAAGUUUCACGACCCACCGAAAACACCACAACAGGUUCAAAGAGACUAUGGAUUUUGGUGUCCCAGGCAUUUGAAGACAUCUGGUGGACAAGGCUACAAAUUUCUUGGAAUUGACCAGUGUGCACCUCCAUGCCCUAACAUGUAUUUCAAAAAUGAUGAAUUGGAAUUUGCAAAAAGCUUCAUUGGAAUUGUUUCAAUAUUUUGCCUAUGUGCAACUUUGUUCACCUUCCUGACUUUUCUAAUUGAUGUUAAAAGAUUUAGGUACCCAGAAAGACCAAUCAUAUAUUAUUCUGUCUGUUAUAGCAUUGUAUCAUUAAUGUACUUUAUUGGAUUUUUGCUAGGCAAUAGCACAGCUUGUAAUAAGGCAGAUGAAAAACUAGAGCUUGGUGAAACAGUUGUUUUGGGUUCCCAAAAUAAGGCUUGUACUGUUCUCUUUAUGCUUUUGUAUUUUUUCACAAUGGCAGGCACUGUAUGGUGGGUGAUUCUUACCAUUACGUGGUUCUUAGCUGCGGGAAGAAAGUGGAGUUGUGAGGCGAUUGAACAAAAGGCCGUGUGGUUUCAUGCAGUUGCUUGGGGGAUGCCUGGUUUCUUGACAGUUAUGCUUCUGGCUAUGAACAAAGUUGAAGGGGACAAUAUCAGUGGUGUUUGUUUUGUUGGCCUUUAUGACCUUUAUGCUUCUCGAUACUUUGUUUUAUUGCCUCUGUGCCUUUGUGUGUUUGUUGGAUUGUCUCUUCUUUUAGCUGGCAUUAUUUCUUUAAAUCAUGUACGGCAAGUUAUUCAGCAUGAUGGAAGAAACCAAGAAAAACUCAAGAAAUUUAUGAUUAGAAUUGGAGUCUUCAGUGGUUUGUACCUUGUUCCAUUAGUGACACUUCUUGGGUGUUAUGUCUAUGAGCAGAUAUACAGGAUUAUCUGGGAAACAACUUGGGUCUCUGACCAUUGCCAUCGAUACCAUAUCCCAUGCCCCCAUCAGGCAAAAACAUUAGCACGUCCAGAAUUGGCAUUGUUUAUGAUAAAGUAUCUGAUGACAUUGAUUGUUGGAAUCUCUGCAGUCUUUUGGGUGGGAAGCAAAAAGACCUGCACAGAAUGGGCCAGUUUCUUCAACAGAAAUCGCAAGAGAGAUCCCAUCAGUGAGAGCAGAAGAGUGUUGCAAGAAUCCUGCGAAUUUUUCUUAAAACACAAUUCUAAAGUUAAACAUAAAAAGAAACACUACAAAUCAAGUUCACACAAACUGAAAGUAAUUUCCAAAUCCAUGGGAACCAGUACAGGAGCUACGGCAAAUCAUGGAACAUCUGCAGUAGCGAUUGCUAACCAUGAUUGCUUAGGGCAAGAGAAUUUGACAGAAAUCAAAACGUCCCCAGAAGCAUCUGUGAGAGAUAUGGGAGCAGAUGGAUCCUCCCUUCAGAAAGCAAGAGAAAAUAAUGUGGGAGAGCAUACGUCACCUGCAGAUUCUAGUUCUAAACUGUCUGUAGAGCAAGUAGAAAGAAGAUGCAAGACAGGAAACUCAAAUGAUAAGAGCAGUGUAUCCGGAAGUGUGUGGAGUGAAGGAAGGGUAACUCCAAAAGCCAAUUUUACUGAAACUCACCUUCUGCAGAGUAGCAACUUGCAGAUACCCAGCACUUCACAACCAGGUAGUCCUAAGGGCUCUACAUCACUGCUCAUCCACUCUACUUUGGACACUGGGAAAGAACAGAGUUCUGGAAAUAAUUCAGAUACUUGAAAAAGGAAAAUCUCCACACAAUUUCAUUUAACUACUAACCUAGAAGGGGAUUCAUAUUACACUGGAAAAGACCAAUGAACUAAGCCUUACAAACACCUUUGUAUACAUCUCUCAUUUUGCACAUAGAGUUACAUUGCUUGCUGUUACAAUGGAGAGAAGGGAUUUCAAGGAUGCUGUGUCAGUUUAUGAAGAGGUUAAUGAUAGCAAGAAACCCAAAAAACUGAAUUGCACAGGUUUAACAAUAACAGGACAGAUAUGGAGAUGGUGGAGAGAAGAAUCUUUCUCUUAAGUUGAUGAACACUGUCUCUUAAAACUUAUUGUAGGCUGACCAUUUCACUUUUGUGAGAUUGUCAAGAUUUUAUUUUACUGCAAUAAUUUUACUCUAACUCUUCCUACUUGUCUUUUUUAUUUUAAGAGUAAGUAUAUAAAGGAUUGCCAAAACUAUUUAAAUUUUGUACUAUACUGCUGGGCCGUUAUCUCAUUUUAACACUGUCAUUGGUAGUUUUUACACUGAGUUUUAAAGAGAAAAUAGGGAGUGGAAUGGAGAUAAUAAUAGCACCUAUCUUACAACAUUGUUGUGAGGAUCAA